UCCUUCCCUGCUCUCACUCCCACCUCCUCUACCUCCCUCCACUGGACUCAAAUGCUAGUAACACCGGUAACGUUAGGUUAACUACUGUCGGUCUGUCAGCCAAAGAUACAGAGUGUAAAGGCUUUGAUUUCCUACUACUACAACCACACCGGGAGAGAACGGAAACGGCUCUAUGUGUGAUAUUCCCCUACUUGAAAUAACAACAACUGUAAGCGAGAGAAGUGGACAAAACACAAUCAGGCUACAUAAUCCCGCUUGGACAACAACACGCUGGUGUAAUAAACCGACCCCUGAGUGACUAGCUAACAGACAGAUUGACACUUUGACCAGACAGGGCUUUAGAUAAAUGGCUGACAAGCAGAUCAGUUUGCCUGCCAAAUUGAUCAAUGGGGGGAUCGCUGGCCUAAUUGGAGUGACCUGUGUAUUUCCCAUUGACCUGGCCAAAACUCGCUUGCAAAACCAGCAAAAUGGAUGUCGCCUUUACACCAGCAUGUCAGAUUGCCUUAUUAAGACCAUCCGGUCAGAGGGGUAUUUUGGGAUGUACCGAGGAGCGGCGGUGAACUUAACACUAGUCACGCCAGAGAAAGCCAUCAAAUUGGCUGCCAACGACUUCUUCAGGCAUCACCUCUCCAAGGAUGGAAAACUCACUCUGCUCAAAGAGAUGCUGGCUGGGUGCGGGGCAGGUACAUGCCAGGUUAUUGUUACAACUCCUAUGGAGAUGCUGAAAAUCCAGCUCCAAGAUGCUGGACGAAUUGCGGCUCAGAGGAAGCUGAUGCCAGAGAUGGUGGCAGCAGGGACUGUGGAGACCAAGUCCCCAACAGCCAUGCAGCUCACCAGAGAAUUAUUUAGGGAAAAGGGCAUUGCUGGGCUGUAUAAGGGCCUUGGUGCCACAUUGCUCAGGGAUGUUCCUUUCUCCAUCAUCUAUUUCCCCCUUUUUGCCAACCUGAACAAUCUGGGUAAAAGAGGCGUAGAUGGGCCUGCUCCUUUCUACGUGUCGUUUAUAUCAGGCUGCCUUGCGGGAAGCACAGCGGCUGUUGCUGUCAACCCUGUCGAUGUGAUAAAGACUAGACUUCAGUCGCUGAACCGAGGGAGCACAGAAGACACGUACAGUGGAGUGACUGACUGUAUCAGGAAAAUCAUGCGUAACGAGGGUCCAUCGGCUUUCCUGAAGGGAGCCUACUGUCGAGCCUUGGUCAUUGCACCUCUGUUUGGCAUCGCCCAGGUGAUCUACUUCCUGGGUGUGGCUGAAUAUCUCCUUAGCUUCUUGCCUAAAAAAGACAACUAAGAAGCACAUACUUUCUGCCUUUCCCUCCCACAAGGCAGCAUACCAAUUGCGUGAGGAUUCAUCUCAUUCUAAAAGAAAUAUUCAAUGGGUCAGAGCAUGACCGAUCAUUACAUUUUGUUUUUUAAUUUGUGUUGAAUGUGAAAAAAGUUUAGGAGGGAGCCUUUGUUUGCCAAGCUGCCUAUGGUGGCACACAACAAUCCAGUAGGCAUGCUGAGCUAGCUCUCUGGAAAUGAAGCCGCAAAUAUCAAUCAAAGUUUUAAAGGAAUAUUGCUUUAUAAUUACAGCAUUUUAAUGCAUUUUUUAAUAUGAUUGUCGAAUUUUCAAAGUAGAUGUACUGCCCUUGGUUGCUGCACUUCUGCAAGCCCUACACUAUACUAAUUUUCAACACCAUUAGUCUCUGAAUGACAGCGACUAAGUAAUCUAUCGAAAAUGACACACCAUAACUAGCUAAAUUAAAUGCACAUACUUUACUUAGAAAGAUAUUUGAGAACAUUUGAAGAAGAGGAUAUUUACUAAAAUGCUAUUCAAAGAAUUCCCCCAGACCGUAUGUCUUAAAAGAUAGUAUAUUUAGAAAUAGAGCAAAAUAUACAGUAUGCCUCUGUUUCAGACAAAGACCCAGGGAAUGUGUUGAUGUGAUACCAGCGCACUCCCUAUGAUCUUUCCUGAGAAGCCACAUCCCUUCCUGUAAGUGGUUGUAAUGAACUCAGCCAUUCGGCUCCGAGCAGACUUUGAUUGCCUUGGCUUUUUAAGUAGAUCGGGUUCCAUCUGAUAUUUAGUGCUACCACAAUGGUUCGACUGUUUUGCCUCAGCGAUAAAGAUAUCUCCUGUUUCACAGUUACACUCUAGACCGAAGAGACAGUGUGCAACAUUUGGGCAUUAUGCACGACCAAUCUACAUGUACACAUUUUUUUAAAACUGCCUCUAUGCUCCUUUCUAUGGGUCGAAACUGUCAAGCAUGUUGUAGUUGUGGCCACACCCCAAUCAGUGAUGUCACAGCAGCGGUUUUGCCUUGGAGGGAUGAUGGAAAACACCUGCUGUGACAUCACUGAUUGGAUUGUGGCCAAAAGUGCUGUGCGCUUUAAAUUUUUUCAGUCCACAGAGAGCAGAGCGGCAGUGGUUUUCUGCCCUGUGGGAUUCAUUGUGAUUUCAGAUGAAAGCUUUAGCCGUGAACACUAAAUGGGUUGAAAGCAAUUUGAAUAGAAUGCCAGAUUAUUAGUAGAUAUUUAGUAAUUAUGCUGACAAAUGGUCAGACACCGCAUGCUGAGGCCUCAUGAGUACAGUCAUCCAUUGUGGAGCCAUUAAGACCAUAGCUGGAGUAGUGCAAACCCCUUAGAUCCCGACAUAAUUAUUAUUGUUUACAGAUGAGUUACACACUUAAUUUAAAUUCUUUGUCCAAACUUGAAUUCAGUGGCAGGACCCAAAGAGCUAGUGAUAAACCUUUCUUUAUCAGAAAAUGAAACCAAUGUGUUUUCAGUGUUCUAUGAUUUUUACCAAACAUCUCGGCUUGUUUGCUUUAGAGGUUUUGUUUGCUUUAAGCUGCUAGGGAAAGCAGCCCCGUCGUAUCUUGUUUAUGCAUCACACCACUGAAGCCCCGCCAUUGGUUUAUCUCGCCGGAGAUCAAGGUGACUUUGAUGUGUAUAAUCCAAUCACAUUCCUUCUUUGCUCCCACUGUUCAAGCAGCUUGUCAAUUGUACUGUUGCACUGUAGAUACGCAAUGCAACUUUUCAAUGUAUUAUCAUUUGUGGGAGUGAGAUCUAUUUAUCGAUAAUCCUUAUAGGCAGUAUAGCAUUAUAUAUUUGUAUGUGUUGUUUUUUCUGUGUCAAAGUUUCCACCUUAACUAUAUUGUACAUAUGCAGAUGAUAUGAACUUUAUGUUUUAGGAUUUAUUGUUUGUUUUCUAAUUUGUGAUGGCUUAUUUGCACACCUACCUCUCCAGCUCCCCCCUCAAUCCAUAUUGUGGUGAUUUUAUGUUAUGAUGGUGUGGACAUAUCAAAUGAAGGACCAUGUUUUGAUGCAACAAGCAUCAGUUGAACUUAAAUGCAGCAUAUUGGUGGUGGUUUUUUACUGUAUGCAAAGGGGAACACUAGUGUAGAUCUACAGUCGGAUGGCUUUUUUGGAGGUGCCAUUUCUCCUGAGCCCUUUGUUAAGUUGGGUCAACCUAACCUAUGUCCUGUUUCUACAGUUUUAUCACCCAGGACCAAACAGAGCAUUAUAUAAUGAUGGUAUAAAUGAUGUUAGUUUUAAGUGAAUGACCUCUGGCACUACUAAAACAGUUCUGAAAGUGAAAUACAGCCUGGGCAAGGCCAAUAAGGGCCUGCUGACAUCAGACUGUAAAUCUAACAUCUGUCUUCUUGAAUGGUGCUUCAUUCAUGAGGUAGCUGCAAUAUGACAUUGAUGGCACUAAUGACCAAGGCUGUGCCUACUGAAUCACAUGCUAGUGAAUCUCAGCUUUGUCAAUGUGUUAACUGAAAGCCAUAGGUCAGGGAGGGACAACAGAACUGCUAGACAUGGACUGGCACCUCCAGCCAUGUUGACAGAUGUCAGCUGAGCCACAGGAAAACGGCGAAAAGUUGACUCGUAUGAGCUAGUCUUUAUAAAUUACUGUUGUAGUUUUUCAACAUUCCGAUUGCCAGUUCAUCUCAUAUAUGCUGUUAUUGUGAUCAUAAUGCCUAUAUUUGUGUCGUUGAGAUUAUUGUUAUGAUUUUUUAACCUCCCCACCCACCUUCACCCUGCCCUCAUUGUUUUCAGAUUUUCUUUAAAUCUGUUUCUUUUUUGAAUCUUGAAAAUGUUGUGCAAGUCAUUUUGUUUUACUGAGCUGUGAAUUUUCACUGACCUUGUGCAUUUGGUUAUGUAUGUGCGUGCGUGUGUGUGUCUGUCUGAUUGUGUAGUGCUGUAGUUGAUGUGUAGUUGUUAGUGUGACACUGCAGUAUUUUUCUCUUUGAUUGUCAGACCCAUGCUCUCUCCCCUCUUUCCUUCUAUCCGUCACACUCCUCUGUCAUCUACUCUCCCCAGCAUCCACAGCUGGGGCAGCAGGUAAAUGCUGAGGAGCUCUAAAACACCAAAUGUAUAACUUAGAGUGUAUACAAUCAAAGAAAGCACAAAGGAUUAUUAGGCACAAGAGACCACAUGGCCAACUUUGAAUAUACUCAGACAAAGUCCUUGGAAAUCCAUGUGCUGCUUUUGCAGGAAUGGAUUAGAGUCUGAUUUAUUGCAGUAGAGAUGUCAGUUGAGAUGAACUUUUCAGUCUUCUAAGUUUAUCUGUCUGUAAAACUUGAUCCAUAGGGCUGAGGCGACUUAUUAUAAGAGAGGUGUCCACUAUGUCACCAAUCAGCAGUUAUCCACAAAAUGUAUAUCGCCUACAUAUUCUAAAUGAAUCAAAUAUAAGAAUGUAUCUUAGAUAUUAUGAGAUGUAUUAUAAUUAUAGUGAAGAGUUUAUUACAUUUUAAUCUAAAGAUUUGUGCUUUACACAUUCACUGAAAAAAUUCAUGAACCAGCUCACUGAUAUGCAAUAAGUAGAAGCCACACAUAGACACACACUAGAAGAAAAAAACACAACGUAUAAUGCAAGCGGGGACCUUCUGGGGUCUCUUCACAGCCGCUGUUGUCUUCCUCCAAGAGGAAUUGUGCAUUAUAGCACUUUUAAACAAGGACCCUCACCCCACUGUCCAUCUACAAAGUCUCUCUCUCUCCGUGGCAGAGAGGGUGAUCAGUGAUCACUAUGAAUAUGUGUGGUGAAUGACACAGUUUGUCCUAGAAAUGUAUGACAAUGCAAUUGAAAAAAACAAACAAAAUAUUCCCUGUCACAAUUUGCUGUUCAAUAAACUGA
This is a messenger RNA of Perca flavescens (yellow perch), 5110 nucleotides long. RefSeq names its product solute carrier family 25 member 22a (gene slc25a22a). Gene Ontology annotation, molecular function: L-glutamate transmembrane transporter activity; L-aspartate transmembrane transporter activity. Gene Ontology annotation, biological process: L-glutamate transmembrane transport; malate-aspartate shuttle; aspartate transmembrane transport. Bases 347 to 1285 code for a protein of 312 amino acids. Lineage: Eukaryota; Metazoa; Chordata; Actinopteri; Perciformes; Percidae. The record is from RefSeq and is a predicted model, not a curated record. The transcript has 11 exons.